UGUCCAGGUGUGAGUUACACAUCGUCGUCAGUUGCGUACGCGUGUCAAGUGUCGAAAGUUACAAAAAUCACAGAACGUUAGUUAAUUACGCUGUGUUCAAACUUAAAAGCAGAGACUGAUCUUGCGAUCUAACAAAAGUGUUGUGCUAUAAAAAACAGUUACGUGUCUAACAACAACUACUACUAUACUAAAUAUAAAUACAAGAUGAAUCAAACGUGCAAAGUUUGCGGCGAGCCAGCAGCGGGUUUUCAUUUCGGCGCCUUUACCUGCGAGGGCUGCAAGUCUUUCUUUGGCCGCUCCUAUAACAACAUUAGCACCAUUAGUGAGUGCAAAAACGACGGCAAGUGCAUCAUUGAUAAGAAGAAUCGCACCACCUGCAAGGCUUGCCGCCUGCGCAAAUGCUACAAUGUGGGCAUGUCCAAGGGCGGUUCGCGCUACGGUCGUCGCUCCAACUGGUUCAAGAUUCAUUGUUUGCUGCAGGAGCAUGAGCAAGCGGCGGCUGCUGCUGCUGGCAAAGCGCCAGCUCAGCCGUUGAGUCCUGCGGGUUUUGGUGACUUGGCUGCGCAUCUGCAGCAGCAGCAGCAACAGCAACAGCAGCAGCAGCAGCAGCAACAACAGCAGCAACAGCAGCAACAGCAGCGCCACGCACAUUUGCCACCGCUGCUUGGUUAUCCGGGUUAUCAUUUGUCGGAGCAUUUUGGCGCUCGCCAUCCAGCGGAUGCUGCAGCUGCUGCCGCCGCUCUGCCCUUCUUCAGCAUGAUGACUGCACCACAAACUCCGUUCCAGCUGCCGCCGCAUUUGCUCUUUCCGGGCUAUCAUGCCAGCGCCGCUGCUGCCGCCGCUGCCGACGCCGCUUAUCGCCAGGAAAUGUACAAGCAUCGCCAGAGCGUAGACUCCGCUGCCUCUGCCGAGUCGCUGCAGCGCUAUACGCCCCAGCAGCAGCAGCAGCCACCAGUUGUGCCACAACCUGCUGCAUCGCCCAUUGAUGUUUGCCUAAGCGCCGAGGACGAUCUGCAGUCACAGCAUAGUCACAGUCACAGUCACAGUCACAGUCCGCAUCACAUACACACGCCCGUUGCCAUACGUGCCACGCCCACAGCGCAGCUGCUGCCCACAGUCGCUGCUGCUCUGCCCGCCUCUCCUGCUGCGCCCAGCAGCCCGCUCAGCUUUGCCGCCAAGAUGCAGUCGCUUUCACCCGUUUCCGUGUGCUCCAUUGGCGCCGAAACAGUCACGCCCAACGCUGCAGCAGGCCACGCCAGCCAGGAUGGCCCCAUGGACUUGAGCAUGAAGACCUCACGCAGCUCCGUGCACAGCUUCAAUGACAGCGACGCCUGCAGCUUGGAGCAGGAUGAGCAUGAGUCGUCAGCAGCGCCGCGUCGCAAGUUCUGCCAGCUCGAAGCCGAAUGCGCCAGCAGCGUUAGCAGCAUCAGCUCCAUGGCAUCCUCCAAGCGCCAGAAGCUCGAGUCGCCGUCACCCACAUUCGGUGGCUUUGCGGUGGCUCAUGGCGCCGCCAGCACCAUGCGCGGCAUCUUUGUGUGCGUCUAGUGGGUGGAGCUUACACACACACACACACACACACGCACACGCACACAAUUGUUGUUUAUUUUUUUACGUUUGUUUAGUGU
Molecule: messenger RNA, 1625 nt
Organism: Drosophila busckii
Lineage: Eukaryota; Metazoa; Arthropoda; Insecta; Diptera; Drosophilidae
Gene: kni
Product: zygotic gap protein knirps
Exons: 3
Coding region: 205-1545 (446 amino acids)
Biological process (GO): regulation of DNA-templated transcription
Molecular function (GO): DNA-binding transcription factor activity; sequence-specific DNA binding; zinc ion binding
Source: RefSeq, a predicted model, not a curated record